GAAACCUGUACACGGAAGUCACUCAUGAUUUUACAUGCUCAAGAUUUCUUUUACCUUCUGUAGACUUUCACGGUGUAAUUUACUAUUGCAUUGUGGCAGUAAAUCCAACCUUUAUUGCACUAAACGAUGGGGAAGUCGGUGCUGAAACCCCGAUAAGAAAAGGUGGAGUUAAGGAGCAGACGGGUCAUAUCCAGUCCGGGUCCAUGGACCCCAAACCGGGACUUGAAGUGCUGCUGUUUUGACAGCUGGGUUGAGCCUCCAGUACCUGGUCCGUCUGUCCGACAGAGAGCAGCUGGGAGCCGAAGUUUGAACCCUAAAGUCGGGUUCAUUCUGCGGAGAGAGAAGACAUCUACGUCCAUUAAAGAGGAGAACCAGCUUAAUAAUCUCCUCACACCGACCAGGGGUCAUGGCCUCUACCCGGCUGAAGUACCUCUCCCUGGGCGUGCUGGUGUUCCAGACCACCUCCCUGGUGCUCACCAUGCGGUACUCCCGCACCCUGCAGGCCGAGGGCCCGCGGUACCUGGCCUCCUCGGCUGUGGUGGUGGCCGAGGUGAUGAAGAUCCUCACCUGUGUGCUGCUGGUCUUCAAGGAGCACAAUUACAGCAUGCGAGCUCUGAACAGCAUUCUGCGUCAGGAAAUCGUAAACAAGCCCAUAGAAACUCUGAAGCUGGCGAUUCCCUCGGGGAUCUACACGCUGCAGAACAACCUGCUGUACGUCGCCUUGUCCAACCUGGACGCAGCCACCUACCAGGUCACAUACCAGCUGAAGAUCUUGACCACGGCUCUGUUCUCGGUGUCCAUGCUGGGCCGCCGGCUCGGCGUCUACCAGUGGCUCUCAUUGCUGAUUCUUAUGGCUGGAGUGGCUCUCGUGCAGUGGCCCUCUGAAUCUGCAGCGGCCCCGGAGAAGGAUGCCGUCUCUACGGGCUCCCAGUUCGUCGGUGUGACAGCGGUUCUGGUGGCGUGCUGCUCCAGUGGGUUCGCUGGUGUCUACUUUGAGAAGAUCCUAAAGGAGAGCAAACAGAGCGUCUGGGUCCGCAACAUCCAGCUAGGGUUGUUCGGCCUGGUGUUCGGCCUCUUUGGGAUGCUGGCCUACGACGGAGAGAGGGUGAAGGAAUCAGGAAUGUUCCAGGGAUACAACACCGUCACCUGGACUGUCGUAGCACUGCAGGCGCUGGGUGGUCUGGUCAUAGCAGCGGUCAUCAAGUAUGCAGACAACAUCCUCAAGGGCUUUGCUACAUCGCUCUCCAUCAUCCUGUCAACUCUUAUAUCGUACUUCUGGCUGCAGGACUUCGACCCCACCGGCGUGUUCUUCGCGGGGGCCCUUUUGGUCAUCGCAGCCACUUUCCUCUACGGCUACGAAGGCAGGCCGUCCCCCAACCCCAGCAGGGCGUGAGGACACUCACGGCUGACACUACAGCAGCAGUAGGAGGUCCUGUUGAAGCGUCAAGACGUGGAGUUAAAAGGAGGACAGAGAGCUGGAGAAAAAAAGAAGGGGAAAGGUCUUUUAUCAUAUAUAAGAGGAGGUAGGCAGUUUGUAAACGGAGGACAGGAAGAGUGGAAAAAAGACGCUUAUAAACAAAAAGCAAGCAAAACGCUGUGAUGUAUCUCACACACCAAAAAGUGCCUCAGCUGAGACGGUUAACCAAUGAGAAGAGAAAACUGUGGCGAAACAGGAUCGUGUGUUGUUGUUUCUAUUAUCACCGCCGUAGAUCUGGAGAGAGAUUCUCGGCAGGACCGACUGAUUGUGUUCAUUAGAGCCUGUUUGACUGCCCAUGUUACUGCCGCAUCGCUCACACCUACACCACAAACAAAAGAUCACAUAUGUAGACAGGCAGAUGUUUUUUUUAAAGAUGUAGUGUGAUUAUUAGCCCACAUUGUUGGCUUUUCCACCUCAGAGGUGCAGUGUUUAAGACUCUGACUCUUUUUUUGUUCCACUUUGAGCUCUGAAGGCUCGCUUUAGGUCAUUUUCCCCUGAAAUAAUUCUUCCCAGCCAUUGUUUGCUCAGAGGCACGGUCACAAGUGCGCAAAUGAGCAACUUCACUUAGAGAUCAACUUUGGUGAUGUUUGAACUGCAAAGUCAAAGCCUCAACCAUUAGCA
This is a messenger RNA of Anoplopoma fimbria (sablefish), 2098 nucleotides long. RefSeq names its product solute carrier family 35 member A3a (gene slc35a3a). Gene Ontology annotation, cellular component: Golgi membrane. Bases 407 to 1393 code for a protein of 328 amino acids. Lineage: Eukaryota; Metazoa; Chordata; Actinopteri; Perciformes; Anoplopomatidae. Gene Ontology annotation, biological process: pyrimidine nucleotide-sugar transmembrane transport. Gene Ontology annotation, molecular function: UDP-galactose transmembrane transporter activity. The record is from RefSeq and is a predicted model, not a curated record. The transcript is spliced from 8 exons.